AAACAUUUUUACGAAGAAAGCAGCCUUUCGGAGAUCUCAAGGGCCUAACCCCUCGGAGUCCCCGAAGCUCCCUUCCCUUCCCUUCCCUUUCCUUUCCUUCCCCGUUAACCUCUCUCUUCCUUCUUCUCUUUCUUCUUCUUCUUCUUCUUCUUCUUCUUCUUCGUAUAAUCAAUCCUUAUUAAGUUGCAGCAAUUCACCAUUUUCCCACUCAGAGGUCUUCUUCUUCUUCCACCAUUUUUAAGGGGCAGCCAUAACUGAACUGAGCUGACCUGACCUGACUUCAAAGUUGCCCGGAAAUGGCGACCCUCUCUUCAUCAAGCUGCCGCUCUUACGCUACCUCGCUGUCGUCGUCCUCCUCAUCGUCAUCCUCUUCUCAGGCUCCGAUUUGCGGACACAAUCAGCGGAUAACCUUAUCCUCGAUCCCACAUAGGUUUCUCUCUGCUAAGAUUUCCUGUCAAUUGAGCCGGAGGGGCUCCCGCGGAAACGCCGUUCGCAUGCAAGAUGGUGCAGUAGCUCCUGCAAUAACCCCAGUUGAGAAUGACUCUCCAUUUAAAAAACCGAAGGAGAAUUUACCUCCGAUCUCGCCGCCAGUAGAAACCAAAGAAGCUCCUGGGUUCGAUGUACAUCAAAACGAGUCCACUGUCACCAUAACUAUUGUUGGGGCCUCCGGGGACCUCGCCAAGAAAAAGAUAUUCCCGGCCCUUUUCGCCCUGUAUUAUGAAGACUGUCUUCCAAAGCAUUUCACGAUUUUCGGUUAUGCCCGUACUAAGAUGACUGACGCCGAACUUCGGACCAUGAUUAGCAAAACCUUGACUUGCCGAAUUGAUAAGAGGGAGAACUGCGGUGAGAAGAUGGAUCAGUUUCUUGAGAGAUGCUUCUAUCACUCUGGGCAAUACGAUUCCCAGGAGAACUUUGCAGAGCUAGACAGAAAGCUGAAGGAACACGAGGCGGGGAGGGUCUCUAAUCGUCUCUUCUAUCUCUCAAUUCCUCCGAACAUCUUCAUCGAAGCAGUGAAAUGUGCAAGCUUAUCAGCUUCCUCUGGUAAUGGCUGGACUAGGGUCAUUGUAGAGAAACCUUUUGGUCGGGAUUCAGAGUCGUCUGCUGCUUUAACAAAAGCUCUCAAGCAGUACUUACAGGAAGAUCAGAUUUUCAGAAUUGAUCACUAUUUGGGAAAGGAGCUCGUUGAGAAUUUGUCAGUUCUACGCUUCUCUAAUCUCAUUUUCGAACCGCUGUGGUCAAGACAGUAUAUAAGGAACGUACAACUGAUAUUUUCAGAAGAUUUUGGCACUGAAGGACGUGGAGGGUACUUUGACAACUACGGCAUCAUAAGAGAUAUUAUUCAGAACCAUCUUCUUCAAAUACUGGCACUUUUCGCCAUGGAAACCCCAGUUAGUUUGGAUGCAGAGGAUAUCAGGAAUGAAAAGGUCAAAGUUUUAAGGUCGAUGAGGCCUUUAAGUCUCGAAGAUGUUGUCAUUGGACAGUACAAGAGCCACACCAAAGGAGGCAUUACUUAUCCAGGCUAUAUUGAUGACAAAACUGUUCCUAAAGACAGCCUUACCCCAACUUUUGCUGCAGCUGCCCUUUUCAUUGACAACGCGAGAUGGGACGGAGUUCCAUUUCUGAUGAAAGCGGGAAAGGCAUUGCACAAUAAGAUAGCGGAGAUAAGAGUGCAAUUCAGGCACGUCCCAGGUAAUUUGUACAAUCGAAAUUUUGGGACCGAUCUUGAUCAGGCAACAAACGAGCUAGUCAUUAGAGUGCAGCCUGAUGAAGCUAUUUACUUGAAGAUCAAUAACAAGGUUCCUGGGUUGGGAAUGAGAUUGGACCGAAGUAACUUAAACCUUCACUAUGCCGCAAGAUACUCGAAGGAAAUUCCGGAUGCUUACGAGAGGCUUUUGCUCGACGCCAUUGAAGGGGAGAGGAGGCUCUUCAUUCGGAGUGACGAGCUCGAUGCUGCUUGGUCUCUCUUCACGCCUGUGCUGAAGGAGUUGGAGGAGAAGAAGAUCAUCCCUGAAUACUACCCUUACGGGAGCCGGGGCCCAGUGGGUGCACACUAUCUUGCUGCAAGAUAUAAUGUCCGGUGGGGCGACCUCGGGUCUGAGCAAUGAUAUGAUUCAGACCAAAUGUUAUGAAUUCAUCGUUGUAGAAAAUAGGAGAAAGGUCCAUCAUUGGUUUGUCGAUUUACACAGUCGGCUGACUUAGUUGAAAUUUGUCUGGAUUUUGUUCUUGUUAUUCUUCCCAGCCUUUGCGCCCGAGUACGUUAAGGAAGGAAACUCGGGGCUUUUUUUGCAUUGUCCUUGUUCAUUGUAUUUUAAUGAAUUUCGGGAAGUGAAAGAGGAAGAAGUAAUGUAUUCUGUACAUUCAUACUCCUGGAAGAGAAUACAAAAUAAUUGGAGGAAAGCACAAAUUGACUGUA
Molecule: messenger RNA, 2413 nt
Organism: Punica granatum (pomegranate)
Lineage: Eukaryota; Viridiplantae; Streptophyta; Magnoliopsida; Myrtales; Lythraceae
Source: RefSeq, a predicted model, not a curated record